Messenger RNA from Westerdykella ornata, 252 nucleotides. RefSeq lists its product as uncharacterized. Lineage: Eukaryota; Fungi; Ascomycota; Dothideomycetes; Pleosporales; Sporormiaceae. The transcript has a single exon. The annotation marks the transcript as partial. The record is from RefSeq and is a predicted model, not a curated record.
GCCGGUUUCCGCUUCCUGGACCUGCCAACAGAAAUACGUGUCAUGAUAUACGAGGAAGUCGUUGUAGUGGGCAAGGUCUUCUACAGUCCGGACCGCCAUGACAUCCUCAACGGCAAACGCUGCAGGGGUUUCAAGAUGUUUCGCAAACCAGAACUGCAUCUGUUCCGGGUGUGCAAGCAAGUCCACCGCGAAGCAGAACCAAUCUACCUUUCGAAGAACCUUUUCGUGUUGCCCAUCCUUUGGCAUUUCUCG